Ictidomys tridecemlineatus (thirteen-lined ground squirrel) is the source of this 3459-nucleotide messenger RNA. NCBI's taxonomy places the organism in Eukaryota, Metazoa, Chordata, Mammalia, Rodentia, Sciuridae. The record is from RefSeq and is a predicted model, not a curated record.
GAGUUCCUCUGGGUGCUGCGGAGGCAGCCAGUUUUGGACCCUCUGUCCUGGGUCUUCUGUCGGGGAUCCCAGGUUUUCCUUUCCCUCGGAGAAGCCGGAGCCGCAGUGCGCCAUUCCCAGGGAAGGAGCGCCCUCUAGUGCUGGGGAGAGGGAAGGCUGGAGGAGAAGGAGCUGCCAGCCAAAGAGGAGCCAGCGGACUGCACCCUGACCCGCUGGGCCGGGACAGCGCAGGGUUUUGUAGGGUCACCGUCCUCCCAGGCCACCACCUGCACUCUGUCGUUGACCUGAGGUCACGUGAGGAUGCUGCCCCUGCUUCUCGUCCUCUUUGCUCUGAGUCACCAGGCCUGGGGGAAUGGCGCACAGUUCUCCUGGGAUGAGACCCUAGACAGAAGAAUCUCAGAGAAGCUUCUGGAUCUGUAUAUCAGCGUCUCACAGCUCAUUGGCAGGAGUCACAAUGGCUUUCCCACCAUCGUCUCCCGCAAGGAGUGGGGGGCUAGACCACUCACCUGCAGGGCCCCCCUGAGCCCACCCGUGCCCUUCCUCAUCACGGAGCAGCUCACGGGGAUGGAGUGCCAGGAGCAGACCCUCUGCAGCGAGAUGCUGCGGGGCCUACGGUUCCAUUCCGUCCACAGCAAAGGCUGGUGCGAUGUAGCGUUCAACUUCCUGGUUGGGGACGAUGGCAGGGUGUACGAAGGUGUCGGCUGGAAUGUCCAGGGUUCGCACACCCAAGGCUACAACAACGUCUCCCUGGGCAUUGCCUUCUUUGGCAAUAAGAUAGGCAGCAGACCCAGCCCAGCUGCCUUAUCAGCUGCAGAGGGCCUGAUCUUCUAUGCCAUCCAGAAGGGUCACCUGUCACCCAGGUACAUUCAGCCACUUCUCUUGAAAGAAGAGACCUGCCUGGCCCCUCAGCACCCAGGGGUGUCCGGUAAAGCUUGCCCCGACAUCACCCCACGGUCUGCUUGGGAGGCCAGAGAGACACACUGCCCUCACAUGAGCCUCCCAGCCAGAUACGUCAUCAUCAUCCACACUGCCGGGACCAGCUGCAGUGUGUCCAUGGACUGCCUGAGCAGCGUCAGAGACAUACAGUCCUUCCACAUGGACACGCUAGACUUCUGUGACAUCGGCUAUCACUUCCUGGUGGGCCAGGAUGGCGCCGUGUAUGAAGGCGUAGGCUGGAAUGUCCAAGGCUCCCACACCUACGGAUACAACGACAUUGCUCUAGGAAUUGCCUUCAUAGGCAACUUCGUAGAAAAACCUCCGAAUGCGGCCUCCCUGGACACAGCCCAGGUUCUGAUCCAGUGUGCCGUGGUCAAGGGGUACCUGGACCCCAACUACCUGCUGGUGGGCCACAGUGAUGUGGCUAACCUUCUGUCCCCUGGGCAGGCUUUGUACAACAUCAUCAAAACGUGGCCUCACUUCAAACACUGAGGGGGGCCCACUCCUGAGGCUCCUCUCCCCGGCUGCACCUCACUGUCGGCACCUCCGCCCCAGGGUCACCAUCUGUGUCCCCUCUCCUACAAGCCCCACCUUUCUCAGGCUGAGGUGACCGUGUCCUCAUGUCAAUGCUCCCCAGCAUCCCCCAGGCUAUCAGCUGGGUACCCACAGCCCUCUGAGUCUCAGCCCAGUCCUCUCCCCUGGGCACCACGUGCUGGGCCUGGUGAGAUGGUUGCCUGGUUCCCGUCAGCCUUCUCUUUCUUUUGUACGGGUCCCUCUGCCUGGUGUGCCUUGCCCUGUGGCCUUCCUGGAAGCCCCCCGCCCUCAUCCGUCACCUGGGCCAGGCUGCCCACUUCUCCUCUCUGCUCACACAUCAACGUGUGCAGAUUUGGAUGCAGUCUUUAUUCCAUAACUAUAUUUUUAUAGUUAUGUCUGAUUCUUUUCUUCUGGGUCUGAGUUUCUUAGGGGAGAAGCUGCGUUCUGCUGACCCCUGUGUCCUCUGCUCCUGAGCAGUGUCUGUUUAAUAGGAGCUUUAGAUGUUUGCUGAAGAGACGGUGAAUAGGCCAGUGACCCUAGCUCCUGCUCAGCUGGCCAGUUCUCCCCUCAGCCCUCUCUGGGGAGCCCUCCUGCACAUGCCCGGUCCCAUCAACACUCUCUCUGUCCUGUUCCCUCCCACUCUGGAGCUCAGAGCUGUUGCUGGUGGCUUGUCUGAAAUGGGUGCUGUGUCUCUAGGGUCCUAUGUCCCUGUCCCCCUAGAGAACCCUGAGGAUGGACUGGGUGCUCCUCCGGGGUCAGUACAAGCUGCCCAGUGCCUGCCCAUGCCUGGUUGGACCCAGCUAGGUGCCCAGCUGGCCAAGGACCAGGAGCCACGGUGCUCUGCACCCCUCCCUGCCCAGGCUCCUCCUGCCUGCAGGGAAGAGCCAGACAACCCACUGCUUCCAUGGAAGCACACAAGAGCUUGCUUCACUGGGCCUGAUCCAAACACCGGGGAAGAGGGGAGGAGGAAGAAGGGGUGGAGUAAGGGGAAGGAGCCAGAAGUGUGCCCCCCCAUACCUUCCUCUGGUGUUUACACUGUGUUUUGCUUUUAGAGGGUUUUCACAUCUUUACCACGGGCAUGUUUUAACAGCCUACCUCUCCACAGCUCUGUGCUUCUCAAAGACUCCCCCAGUCUCACCGGAUUAUCUCUGUCCAUUAGUUAUUUCUCCUCAGGCACCGGGGUGGGUAACCAGGGGAAGGAAUGGUUUGUCUAGAGGGUGACCAGAGACACUGUCACUCCUGAUUUGCAUGAGCAGAGAAGUCUCUUUGUCUGCCCUGGGCUUCCUGUGGGUGUGGGGCUGGGUGCAGACUUUCCUGGGGAGCCCUACCCCCCCCCCCAGGGUGAGUUAACCCCUCCUCCUGCAGGAAGCAGCCAGGGUGAGACUGAGCUCCUGAGAAAUGGUCUCACGAAAGAGCUGUUUGCUGUGGUUUGAAAGUGUUUCUCAAAGCUCAUGUGUUGGAAAUUAAGUCCCUCAUUGGCGACAAGUGUUGAGAGAUGGAACUUCAACAAGGUGAUUAAUGCAUUGACCUUAUUAUGAGCUGGGUUUGUUAUAAAAGUAGACUCAGCUCUCUCUCAGAGUGUGCACGCGCAUGCUCCCUGGCUCUUCUCCAUUCUGCCACGGAAUGACACAGCAAAAAGGCCUCCUCAAACGUGGGCCUCUGGACUCUGGACUUCCCAGCCUCCAGACUGUAAAAAAUAAAUGUCUUUUUAAAAAAUACAAGUGAUGCAGUCUCAGUCAUUCUCUUCUAGCAGUAUAAAACAGAUGAAGACACUUUCAAUUUCUGGGCCUUCCUUACAAUCCUCCAAAGUAGAUUUAAACCCUAUUUCCAGGCCUCCGGGGCUUGUUGGCCUAUCCCCACACAGAUUCUAUCCUGGAGAGGGAUUUGUACACUCCCCCCUGUCUCUGUCAGCAUCCACAGAGGCCUCCUCCAAACCGCAGUGUUAAAUGAGAUGGAUCAAAUUAUGUUGUGUGUGAGCACAAAGAUGGC